UGGAAGAACCUAUAGCCAAGCGGGCUUUAGGACCCCGCGGGGGCACCGGGGUAGGGGAGGUCGGGAGCGCGCCCCUGAGGCCGAAGCAGCGGCGGCGUCGGUGGUGUCGGGAGCGAGCGGGCCCGGGAGCGGCGCGGGUGGUGGAGGAGGAGCCCAGGGCUCGGUGCAAACCAAUCUCCUCACAGACCAGUGUGGGGGAAGAAAUAAGAGAACAGGUUCCCUGGGAGAAAUGGAGCUAUCAGAAGCCCCUGGCGAUUGGGACAGUAGAAACUUGGCCCAGGCCUGAAUGAAUGUUUCUGGAUCAUCGAAUCCUCCCCGGUUCUUCCUUUCCAGAAAAAAAUUUUGAGCUUAAUUCUCUAACCAUGGCACAGGUAGAGAAGAGGGGAGGUUUGCUCAGGAAAUCUUCAGCCUCCAAAAAACCACUAAAGGAAAAGGUGGUGCUGAUGUAUGAUGAGAUCUUUAUGACAGAGGACCCCAGUAAGUGUAGUCCUCGGUUUUGGGAAGAGCUCUUCCUCAUGAAGGUGAAUUUAGAGUACCUAGAGGGCAAGCUGGAAUCUCUUGAUGGUGAAGAGUUAAUGAAGAUUAAGGACAAUAUUAAUUGCUUAUUUCAACAUUGCAUCCAGGCUCUGGGAGAGGAACAUCCAAUUCGAGUUGUCAAUGCAUUGCAGACCUUGUGUGCACUUAUUCGAGGAGUCCAUCAAAAGAAUAAGUCUACCUCUGGGUUUGAUAUUAUCAACAUGCUGAUGGGCUUUGACAAGGCAGAGCUGUGCAUGAAGAACUUGAUGGAGAGUUUGGAUUCAUUGCUUUGUGCAGAAGGUUCUGAAAGUCUGAAGAGUUUAUGUCUGAAACUACUUCUUUGCUUAGUGACUGUGACAGACAACAUCAGCCAAAACACUAUCCUGGAGUAUGUAAUGAUCAACAGCAUAUUUGAAGCAAUUUUGCAGAUACUUUCCCAUCCCCCAAGUCGUAGAGAGCAUGGGUAUGAUGCUGUUGUCCUCUUGGCUUUGCUGGUAAACUACAGAAAAUAUGAGUCUGUGAAUCCUUAUAUUGUGAAGCUGUCUAUUGUGGAUGACGAGGCCACACUCAAUGGAAUGGGGCUUGUGAUUGCUCAGGCUUUAUCUGAGUACAACAGACAGUAUAAAGACAAGGAAGAAGAACACCAGAGUGGUUUUUUCUCUGCUUUAACAAAUAUGGUGGGCAGCAUGUUCAUAGCAGAUGCCCAUGAGAAAAUCUCAGUACAAACCAAUGAGGCCAUUCUUCUGGCACUUUAUGAAGCUGUUCAUUUAAAUCGCAACUUCAUCACAGUAUUAGCUCAGAGUCAUCCAGAAAUGGGUUUGGUGACAACCCCUGUCAAUCCUGCCCCAACAACUCCAGUUACACCACUUGGGACCACGCCACCUUCCUCUGAUGUUAUAAGUUCUGUGGAACUCCCACUGGAUGCUGAUGUACAGACUAGUAAUCUACUGAUAACCUUCCUAAAGUAUAGCUCAAUUGUCAUGCAGGACACUAAAGAUGAACACAGGCUUCACAGUGGCAAGCUGUGUCUGAUCAUCCUUACAUGUAUUGCAGAGGAUCAGUAUGCCAAUGCAUUUUUGCAUGAUGACAACAUGAAUUUUCGAGUGAUACAUAGAAUGCCUAUGAGACACAGGAAGAAGGCAGCAGACAAGAACCUUCCCUGUCGUCCUUUAGUAUGUGCAGUACUGGACCUAAUGGUAGAGUUUAUUGUAACACACAUGAUGAAGGAGUUUCCUAUGGAUCUCUAUGUACGCUGCAUUCAGGUAGUUCAUAAACUGCUUUGCUACCAGAAGAAGUGUCGAGUUCGCCUUCAUUACACCUGGCGGGAACUCUGGUCAGCCUUGAUAAAUUUGCUGAAGUUCCUUAUGUCAAAUGAAACUGUACUUUUGGCCAAACACAACAUUUUUACAUUAGCCCUUAUGAUUGUCAACUUAUUUAAUAUGUUUAUCACAUAUGGCGACACAUUCCUGCCAACCCCCAGCAGCUAUGAUGAACUUUACUAUGAGAUUAUCCGCAUGCAUCAGAGCUUUGACAACCUCUACUCCAUGGUCCUGAGGCUUUCUACCAACGCAGGCCAGUGGAAGGAAGCAGCUAGCAAGGUGACCCAUGCAUUGGUUAAUAUCAGAGCCAUCAUCAACCACUUUAACCCCAAAAUUGAGUCCUAUGCUGCUGUGAAUCACAUAUCCCAACUAUCCGAGGAGCAGGUGCUCGAAGUGGUACGAGCCAACUAUGACACACUCACACUGAAGCUGCAGGAUGGCCUGGACCAGUAUGAGCGCUACUCAGAGCAACAUAAGGAGGCUGCCUUCUUCAAAGAGCUGGUUCGAUCUAUUAGCACCAACGUCCGGAGAAACCUGGCCUUCCACACACUCAGCCAGGAGGUCCUGCUAAAGGAAUUCUCCACUAUCUCCUGAGGCCAUGCCCACCUGACAGCCACUGAUUGCCCUUACUCAUGAGGCUCCUGAGCUGGAGGGGCGCAAGGGGAGAGGGGGCUGCCUCCAAGGUUGGAGAGAAACAGAUACUGAGUUCUCCUGGUGAAGGCCACCCUUCAAUUGGACAGCAAGGGCAAGCCAGGGAGGAUCUUAUUUGGGGAGGAAUGGGUGGGUAAAAGGAGAGGCAUCCAAAAAUGUGGGGACUUCCAGGGUGGGCUCCCUGGACACUCCCUCACAUUUCCAAUUAACUUUACAAGUUGUGACUUCUGACUGAUCUUCAGAAGCUGAUGGGGCAAAUUUCAGGUGAGGCCAGGACCCUGAAAGUCAAUUGCUUUUCCUUGGCUUCUGAAAAUAGAUCAACUUUCACACACACCUGGAGCCAAAUCCUGUUCUCUUUAAGCUUGGAGUUGAGCUGGGUUUGACAUCUGUGUACCUGACCCUGCUAGCACUCUGUCCAGUCAUUAGGAUCCUUAGGUCAGGCUUAGGAUAGGAUAGGAGUGGGACACAAUUUUUUUUUUUAAUUCAAAGUUGAUUCCUCCAAGAAACUGGAGAUUGGGAGAUUGGAAUCCACCCAGUGUUCACUGUCCAGCGGCCACUUUCCAGAUUUUAGUUUUGGCAUCAGAAAUACCUGUUAGCUUUUCCCUGCCUUCCAACCCAUCGACUCAUCAGCAUAACAGGCUUACAACCUUAGCUUUGCAUUUUUAGUCUGAUUUAAACUGUCUUCAGGGUGUGCGUAAAAUAAACAUUGACAGGUUUUCUGAAGCCCUCAAGGUGCCUACUUUGCUGGUUCCCUUUCCAUCAGCUUCCCCAUCUUCUCAGCCAUCCCCUCCCACUGGGGGCCUCUCCUGCCUCUGCUGAGUUCCCCUCCACGUGUUCCACCCCCUCACCCUGCUGUUGUUUACACCCAGCCUGCUUGAGAAUUUCCUCUAGAGAGGAAUCUGUUCCUGCUAUGGUCUGGUGCCUGGGAGGGAGAGAACCUGCUGGGAGCAGGGUGCCCUCCAUCUGAAAAAGCCUAGGUGAGCAUUGUGCAUAGGGCCUUCAUCUUAUAUAUCCAUAUUCUAGGUGGGGCCACAGGCAACUCUCUUAAUCUUUGGGAAGUCAACCUGUGGUUCUUCCUUUGGAUAGCCUCCACAGGACCACUGUAGGCUUUUUUUUUUUUUUUUUAAACCCCACAGCUUCCUCCAAAAUAGCUGCUGUUCUAAGACCCUCCCUUUCUAAAGCCCUCAGGAUGGCAAGGAGCAAGCCGGCACAGAAAUAAUUGGAAUAAGUGAAGGAAUCCAGCUGUGAGAGUAGGUAUGGGACCUCUCCAGCUGUUAUCCAUUUAGCCUUAUAUCUCUUUGGUAUACUUGCCCUUCCUGGAAACCAGAGUUGUGUCUCCAAAAUUGAGCAGAUAUGCAUUAGUUGCAGAGAAUGCACCAACAGACUCCCAUGCCUAGACGUAGGUUCUUAAGAGAUCAUGGCUGGGUCUUCUCUGAUCACUGAUCACUAGAUGGAUAGCUCAGCCUGUGACAUUAGUAUUUUCCAAGGUUUAUCACCCCCAGAGCAGCUGGACCUGGAGCUGGUGGCAAAUUGAAGUUAUUAAAAAUUGACUUGUGUG
Messenger RNA from Sciurus carolinensis (gray squirrel), 4044 nucleotides. It is a transcript of the gene Armh3, whose product is annotated as armadillo like helical domain containing 3. The record is from RefSeq and is a predicted model, not a curated record. Gene Ontology annotation, biological process: regulation of Golgi organization. NCBI's taxonomy places the organism in Eukaryota, Metazoa, Chordata, Mammalia, Rodentia, Sciuridae. Gene Ontology annotation, cellular component: cytosol.